Molecule: messenger RNA, 1871 nt
Organism: Andrographis paniculata
Lineage: Eukaryota; Viridiplantae; Streptophyta; Magnoliopsida; Lamiales; Acanthaceae
Exons: 6
Coding region: 88-1629 (513 amino acids)
Source: RefSeq, a predicted model, not a curated record
UCUAAAAAAGAGUCUCGAGAACAGACCGCGGACUCAUUUUGUACGGAUAAUUCCUCUUUCCUUCUGAAAAUUAGGGCUUGCGAUUCGAUGGGCAUUGAUCCAGAUAUUGCAAAAUGGGUGUUGGAGUUCCUUCUCAGGCAGCCGCUGAACCACGGGACCUUGAAAUCCUUGCUUCGCGUUUUGCCACUCCGGGACGACGAUCCCAAUUUGAAAAAAUUGCUUCUGUUGAAGAAGGUAGAGUCGGACGCGGCGAGAGAUUUAAUUUCUGAAGAGACUCUGGAGUCUCUGGAGCAAUUGGGGGAAUUGGAGUUCCGUAAGGGGAAGGAGAAUAUUUCCGACGCCAUGAGGCGGGCGUACUGCGCAGUGGCAGUGGAAGCGACGGUGAAGGCUCUGGCGAAUGAGGAUGUGGGGGAUGAUCUCAGCCGGUUCAGGUAUUUCGAGAUGGUGAAGAGGGUCUGGAGGGGGCGGAUGGGAAGAAUGAAGGAGAUGAUGGGGGAGGGAGGAUUGGGUUCGGAAGAGCUUUGGGCGUGGAAGGACGAGGUGGAGGCUGCGGUUUGGGAUGACAAUGUCCAUGACGUAGUGGCGAAGAAGAGCCUGGAAGUUAAUGCUGUCGAGGCAGUUGAUACUUAUGUGAAAAAAGAAAGGGAGAUGAUGGGACCUUCGUUUCUUGAAGUGGCGGCUGCGAGAUUGAAGAAUGAUGAGCUUAUGCAGAGGAUGAAGCUAGGAGUGGGAAGUGUUGCAGGCCGAGUUUCCGAAAAAGAAGAGUGUAGUCAUGAUGGUUUGAUUGAAGAUGAUAGACAUGGCAGCAAUAAAGUUAUGGUUUCUGUAGAAAUCCACAAAGGAAAGAUUCACCUUAGAAACAAAGUUGUUGGAUUGAGACACUGUGGAGGAUCAGCAUCUGGAAAAUCAAGAAGAACAAAAAUUGUUGAUUCAACUGAAACAACAGCGCCCUCAUGUCCGAAUUAUGAUUUACAACACAGUGCAGAAGUUCAUAGAGUUAGAGAAGCCCUUGAGUCAAGUUCAUUGGAGCUCAAAGCUGCUGUGAAGGAUCCACUUCCAGAAGCACUACAAUAUGCAAAAGCCAUUUCGAGUGAGGCAAGAGAACGCAAACGUCAUCGUCCUGUAGAAGACAAUUGCGUUGAAGUCCAACCCAUCAGCCAUGAUGGUGGACGAGAAAAAGGGGUCUGUGAUCCUUUAAAAGAGAAUUGUGUUGAAGCUAAUACUGCAAAUGGUAAUGGAGUUGAUCGAGAUAUUUCUCAUAAUGCGAGCAAUGUUCGUAAGCCAAGUUUGAUGGAAAGGAAUGCUACUGCCCACACUUACGAGUGGGAUGAUUCAAUUGAUCGAUCACAAGAUGACUCUUCAGAUCAUCGACGAAGACUUCUCUUACCCAGCCCCAUAGUGUUUAAUCCUUCUCCCCUAAAGAGACAGGUAAGUACCAAUUUGAACAGGAGACGGAAACCCAAGAAAUGGAGCCUUUUCGAAGAAGAUGCGCUAAGGGCUGGGGUUCAGAAGUAUGGAAAAGGCAGUUGGAAGGUCAUUCUCACUGCCUACCACGACGAAUUUGAAGAUAGAACGGAAAUCGAUUUGAAAGACAAGUGGAGAAACAUGACCCGGCAUGGAGGUGUCUGACAGAAGUUCUUGGAGGACAGAAAGCUGUAUAUUUUGACGAAGUUUAAGCCAAUAGCGAAGUAGUACCGGGAAGGAAGUUUGAAAGAUGAAAACAAUCCCCAUGGGGGAGUGAAUUAGAAUAUCAAAAGCUUAAGUGCCUAUGUUACAUUAGUGGCCUUGUUGAAUCCAUUUUUUAUUUUUAUUUUUAAUUAUUAUUAUUAUUAUUCAAUUAUAUAUAAUACAAUAAAAGAAAUAAAAUCCAU